AUGGAUUACUAUGGAAAAUAUGCAGCGGUUGCUUUUGCCGUGUUGUCUAUAUCUCUGAAUAUUCUUCAUUCAUUGCCAGAUGGAGAGUUUAUCAUGCAGGGUUGUCCUGAAUGUAAACUAAGCCUGAACACACACAUGACACGACUGUUCAAUGGGCGGCCCGUUUACCAAUGUGUAGGAUGUUGUUUCUCAAGGGCUUAUCCUACUCCCAUGAGAUCAAAGAAGACAAUGCCAGUCCCAAAGAACAUUACCUCAGAAGCAACAUGCUGUGUAGCAAGAUCUUUCAAAGAGGCUCCCAUUCCGUAUUAUGAAAACACAAAGAUAGAGAACCAUACAGAUUGUCACUGCAGUACCUGCUAUUAUCAUAAAUCUUAA
Elgaria multicarinata webbii is the source of this 375-nucleotide messenger RNA. It is a transcript of the gene CGA, whose product is annotated as glycoprotein hormones, alpha polypeptide. Gene Ontology annotation, cellular component: extracellular region; follicle-stimulating hormone complex. The transcript is spliced from 3 exons. Gene Ontology annotation, biological process: thyroid hormone generation; positive regulation of steroid biosynthetic process. Gene Ontology annotation, molecular function: follicle-stimulating hormone activity. The record is from RefSeq and is a predicted model, not a curated record. NCBI's taxonomy places the organism in Eukaryota, Metazoa, Chordata, Lepidosauria, Squamata, Anguidae. The coding region runs from base 1 to 375 and encodes 124 amino acids.